Messenger RNA from Peromyscus maniculatus bairdii (prairie deer mouse), 1508 nucleotides. The record is from RefSeq and is a predicted model, not a curated record. NCBI's taxonomy places the organism in Eukaryota, Metazoa, Chordata, Mammalia, Rodentia, Cricetidae.
GCGACGGUGAGACCGCUCACCAACGCCCCGAUUCCCGCCCACCCUCACUGAGGCUGCGCGGGCGGUGCCAAGCCUUUUACGACGGGCCGGAAAGCAGCAGUCGCAGCGGCAUAACGUGGACCAGGCAGCUAUGGGGAAAAUCGCGCUGCAGCUCAAAGCCACGCUGGAGAACGUCACCAACCUCCGGCCAGUGGGCGAGGACUUCCGGUGGUACCUGAAGAUGAAAUGUGGCAAUUGUGGUGAGAUUUCAGAGAAGUGGCAGUACAUCCGGCUGAUGGACAGUGUGGCGCUGAAAGGAGGCCGUGGCAGUGCCUCCAUGGUCCAGAAGUGCAAACUGUGUGCCCGGGAAAACUCCAUUGAAAUUUUGAGCAGCACCAUCAAGUCUUACGAUGCUGAAGACAAUGAGAAGUUCAAGACAAUAGUAGAGUUUGAGUGUCGGGGCCUUGAACCUGUUGACUUCCAACCCCAGGCUGGGUUUGCUGCCGAAGGUGUGGAGUCAGGGACAGUCUUCAGUGACAUUAAUCUGCAAGAAAAGGACUGGACAGACUAUGACGAGAAGGCCCAGGAGUCUGUGGGGAUCUUCGAGGUCACCCAUCAGUUUGUGAAGUGCUGAACUGUCUUCCUACAAACUUGCCCAUAAGAACUGAGAGGAGAGAGAGUGCCCUGAGCAGAAAUCCCAUGGGGCUUCUCAGCUCUCAUCCCCUAGCCCCUGUACCAAGCCCUCACGGUCUGCAUGCUGGGGUUUGUCACGGUUCUAAGUCCCACCAAUAAAGCCCUGUUGGUGUGUGAAGGAGGUAUGUGCAAUACUCCCUCCACAAAUAAGAAGGGACUCUGGAGGUCUUUGCUUUCCAGUUCCUGCUCUGCGCCUGAUCCAAUUGGCAAAAUACACAGGAGCAAGCGCACAGCUUAUAAAGGCUCUCCAGCUCUAGGGAAAUAGGCAGGUCUACCUACAGGAUCAAAGGUGUGAAGGCCGAUGGCACCAAGGGCAGAGAGGCCUGUGGAGUGAUGCUGUGAGCCCAGCAGCUCCCAACUAAAAUACUCCCUGAUCACCAUGGCUCUCCAGUAAACCCAGGCAUCUGUUCACAGCUCACUUCACCCCAGACCUCACAGGAGACCAGCAGCCCACUCCUGGCUCCACAUUGCUGCUGGUGGCCAGUCUGUUCAUUUGCUGUGAUAGAGUACUUCCUGACAGUCAACUCGGAAGUUCUUCCUCGUGUGGAUCGGCCUGUGGCCCCUGAAGCACCACUUGCUGGUCCUGGCUUAUCCCUGUGGCCGUAAUGUAUGCUCUGCUUCCAGACAACUCUUGGAGUGAAGACAGCAAUCAUGGCCUGCCAAGUCACAUGGAACCAGAUCCCCACACAACAGAGUGGGUCAGUGCAGAACUAGGCCAUGGGGACCCUUGUGCGUUCAUACUUGGGAACCCACCAUUUGGAAAACCUGUCACCCAGACUGUAUUUCUCCAAUAUUCUGCUAAAUCAAAAACAAAGAUUUUACUUUUUCAUUAUGUA